AUGUACCACAGUGAGAAACUGGCAAUUGUGUUUGGUAUGAUAAACUUGUUGCUGGAGAAGACUAUAAGAAUCAGGCAAAACCUCAGGAUUUGUGGAGAUUGUCAUGUCUUUGCAAAAUUACUUGCUAAGAUGGAGUGUCGGAGCAUUGUCAUCAGGGAUCCAAUACGUUACACCAUCAUUUUUGUGAUGGAGUUUGUUCCUGUGGGGAUUAUUGCACAGUAUCAGCUGGCAUUUAUGAUGAAUCAGCCUGUUAUAACUAUUCUCAACUCCCGUUAUGGAUACUACGGGGCACAAAAUGUUGUUAUAGAACAAAGCCUCUUGCAGACCGUGAGAAUGACCAAACACCACCAUCUCACAACUUUUCUCUCGAAGCAUCACCUCUUAGGCUCCACCAAAGAUGCAUAA
Ilex paraguariensis (yerba mate) is the source of this 405-nucleotide messenger RNA. The record is from the annotation of a GenBank genome assembly. Lineage: Eukaryota; Viridiplantae; Streptophyta; Magnoliopsida; Aquifoliales; Aquifoliaceae.